AACUACCAGUGAGUGAGGUCCGGGACGUGGUACAAACAGUCAGACGGACCGGGACGUGGUAGAGAGCAACACUUAGUAUUCUACCGGGACGUGGUACACAAGUUACUGACGGACCGGGACGUGGUGCAUGACAUCCUUGUACUGAACCAGUGUUACAAAUCCAUCCCAGUUGUUGACGUACAAAAUUAGUAAAGGUGUGCAUCAUGACCUCUGUGUGGAGAUGGUGUGCAGGUGUGGUGGUUGUGUGUGUCAUCAUAAGCAGCUGUGUGGGCCAGGAACGACAAUAUGGACGUCAACACAAUCAAGACUCUACAGGGCUCAUGCAACAUGGUACUGGGAGAACUGGGAGAGGACGCAUCAGAGAUCGUGUAGAAGAUGUGGAUGAUGGGCGUUCAUUGACACGAGAAGAACGGAGAAGACAAAGGGAGGCACGCAGACAGGAGAGAAUCCAGAGAAGGGAGGACCGGAGGAGACAGAAGCAGAGUGUUCAGAGAGUUGGACAAGAACCUGGAGAUGAGGAGCCUGACCAAGUAGUGGACUUGGUGUGGUUGAGAGCCAACCUGUCUUCACUGUGGAGAGAGUUUCGGGCUUUUACCAGACAACAAGGUCGAGGCCACAACCACCGUGGGUCAGUGCAGAGAGGACACAGUGAUACUAUGGGAGUUACUGAGGAUCAUUCCCUCUGUCCUACUGGGGUGGAGAGCUGCCAAGCUGCUGAUGGUCAGAUCUGCAGUGGACAUGGAGAGUGUUCAUGUGGUCAUUGUCAGUGUGAACCAGAGCACUAUGGCAGUAAAUGCCAGUGUAAUGAUCACACCUGUCAACUGUAUGACGGAAUGUCUUGUGGUGGACCAAGUCGUGGCCAGUGUAGGUGUGGGGGAUGUAUGUGCCGUUCUGGCUACAUUGGAGAAGCUUGCAACUGUCCCACUCAAACUCAGAUCUGUAUUAAUCCUGGAGAUAAAAACAUUUGCUCAAAUAAAGGAACAUGUGAAUGUGGAAGGUGCCACUGUGAAGAUGGAUACAAGGGCAUGUACUGUGAGGACACAGUGUACGCUGCUGGAGUCUGUGAGAAGCUGAAGCCGUGUGUUCUGUGUAAGGCGGGCAUGAGGGGCAGCCCUACCUGUGAUCAGUGUCAGAUUACUGUCACCGCUGUCAAUAAUCUGGAGCCAUCCAUGACAACCUGCGUGAUGGUCAACUCUGGCUGCAUCCUAAAGUACUCAUAUAUUGCACAAACAUCUAAUGCCUACACUGUCCUGUUGGAGAGGAACAAUGAAUGUCCAUCACAGAUUGUCUAAAACAUGAUAGACAUCCUUCCAAGAUAGAGGAGCCAAGACACACACACGUGGUCAAUGUUAGAAAUAAAGCACCAGAGAAUAAGCUAAGUGAGAACCUGCAUGAAGACCAGACAACUUGUGUAACAAUUUUUAUUGGUCCGGUUAACAACAUUGUGUCCAUGUCAGAGAUGAAUUACUUUACUUCAUUCAUCAUGAUUGGUGGGGUUAGGCUGGUCCGUUAAAGCCGAGGUCCUUUAUAGACAGUGUCCAUUAUAUCGGGUGUUUACGGUACAUCUUUAUUCUGUGUAUGCUCAAGUACAGUACAGUAUCUGUGUGUGUGUAGCAUUCUAGUAUACAGUCUGCUGUGGCUUUUAAUUGUAUUCCUGUGUGCACUUUUACGAGGAUACGUACAGUAGAAUUCCAUUUAUCUGGUAUCCAAGCAACUGGUAGAUACAACUAACUGGCACCAAAAUUAAAUAAUGCUAAAAAUGAAAAUUUAUCCCAAAUUAGCUUGUAUUGUAAGUUUGAAUACUGUGCACAAUGGGGAUGAGCUGCCAUACUUAUUCCUGUGAUAAACAAUUUUAGUUGAUACAUAGCAUAUCAUAAAAUACAGUAGCACACAUUUUAUGUAAAAAAAAAAGCUCAUUUCACA
Molecule: messenger RNA, 1923 nt
Organism: Homarus americanus (American lobster)
Lineage: Eukaryota; Metazoa; Arthropoda; Malacostraca; Decapoda; Nephropidae
Product: integrin beta pat-3-like
Exons: 9
Coding region: 204-1292 (362 amino acids)
Biological process (GO): integrin-mediated signaling pathway; cell adhesion mediated by integrin; cell-matrix adhesion
Cellular component (GO): cell surface; focal adhesion; integrin complex
Molecular function (GO): integrin binding
Source: RefSeq, a predicted model, not a curated record